Messenger RNA from Actinia tenebrosa (Australian red waratah sea anemone), 1203 nucleotides. RefSeq names its product cell adhesion molecule DSCAM. Gene Ontology annotation, biological process: cell-cell adhesion. The record is from RefSeq and is a predicted model, not a curated record. Gene Ontology annotation, molecular function: protein binding. Lineage: Eukaryota; Metazoa; Cnidaria; Anthozoa; Actiniaria; Actiniidae.
UAAAAAAUUAUAAAAAGCCAAUAAACGCUCUCUCGUUACUAACCUGCCUGUGCUUUGAAACCACAACUUUGAAGUACCAUUGGCAAUAAAGUAUGAAGUAUUUUUACAUCGAAACGAUUGCAUUGCUGACUUCAUUGGUAACUCUUUCAAAAGUUAUUCAAUGGUUCACUCGAGAACCUCCAAGUAAUCUCUACGUGUCCGUUGGAGGUACAGCGAGACUUGAGUGGGAUUACAAUGUCAGAAAUAGAACUGCACUGUUCGAUCCAUAUUCACCAGAGUGGGCUCUKUAUGAUACAAGUGGAGGAAGAAUAGUUAUCGGCGUCGAGGAUGGUUACAAUGGAUGGAAGUUCAUUAUAAACAAAAAAUGUCCCCCAAAACUGCGUGGUCGACUCAGUAUAGAGUCAACUGCUAUUCUUGUCAUCUAUAAUGUCACCAAAGUUGAUGAACGGCUAUAUGAAUGCAGUCUGCUGUUAUUAGUGGGAUCACCAAUGAAAAGUAAAGUACAACUUGUUGUUACAGAACGUCCCCGCUUUACUACUCCUGUCAAUAUAUCUACGCCUAUCAAUGAGGGAUCAAGUCUGUGCAUCCGAUGUUCAGCAGCUGCAGAUCCUAUGCCCAACAUAACGUGGGUACGAAUUAUAAAGAACCCAAAAAUUAUCAGUAAAGGAGUUGGUGAAGCAUUUCUCAGAUUCAUCAACAUCACGAGACACCAACGUGGGACGUAUGAGUGUCAGGCAACGAAUAAUCCAAACGAGAAUCAAGUUACAACGAGGACCAAAAUCUCAGAAAAAUACCCUGUAGAACCAGCGAAUGUCUUCGUUUCAGACAUCAAAGCAACUUCUGCAGUGAUCAAUUGGGACAGUCCCGUUGAUGAUGGAGGGAGCCCAGUCAUAGAGUAUAAAGUACAAAUCAACACAAUUCCACCCAGAGAGGUUAUCACCGAAACUACGUAUUGCGUAACAAAGGAUCUUAAUGAGAAUACGACAUAUGGUGUGAAGGUGUAUGCACGAAACGCAGUUGGGUAUGGGAAGGCAGUGCGCACUGAGUUUACAACUAAAGAACCAAAAAGGAAAGGGUGGCCAAUAUCAACUGCAAUAGAAAAAAGAAAUUUUGCAAUUUCCCACCUGUCGAUAACGUGUGCUUUAGUGAUAGUAAUUGUCGUCCUCAUAACCUAUAUUUACAUCAAAUUUAAAAGAAACUUUU